Symbiodinium necroappetens is the source of this 3610-nucleotide messenger RNA. The record is from the annotation of a GenBank genome assembly. Lineage: Eukaryota; Dinophyceae; Suessiales; Symbiodiniaceae.
ACUCUCGCGGAUCCGAGUCCGAACCAUCAUCGUCACCGCCCUGCUGCCCUACGUCCAGCAAACCGCCCUCGACGCCGCGCUGGCAUUGAGAGACGGGCGGCUCGACGCGGCUGAGGCGCUCAUUGCAGCGCUGCAAAGCGCCGGCUACCAAACCGCGGGCGAUCUCACAAAGGCGCUGCUGGGGUACGUCACCCAGGCCACCUACGAUGCGGGCCAGGCUCUGCAAGACUCCCGGCUGGACGCCGCUGACGCGGCGAUCCUCGCGCUGCAAAGCGCCGGGCCCUUCGCCACCAGCGGGGACCUCACGUCCCUGCAGGUCUCGCUGCAAUCCGCCAUCGACGGCUUGCUCGCGGAAAUCGCCACAAACUUGCACGCCGUGGCUCCCCUGAGCAUCGCCCUCGCGAACGACAAUUGGGCCCUGUCCUUCUCCGUGGACAGCUACAGCACCGCUCAAACCGACGCCCUGCUGCUCCCCAAGGCCAGCGAGGCCUGGGUGCUCGCCACGCUCGGCGGGUACUACACGGUUCUGGAGACCAACGACGCCAUCACGGCGGCUCUGACCAAUUACUUCACGCAGGCCGAGGUGACUGUGAACCUCGUUGCUGCCAUCACCGAGUCCAAGGAUUACACGGACGCGCAGCUGGCCGACUACAGCACCACGGCGCAAAUGACGCAGGCCAUCUCCGAUGCACUGGUGCCCUACGGGACCAUCGUCCAAAGGGACGCAGCGAUAGCUGCAGCGCCCGCGAGCUACUACACCUCGGCGCAGACCGACAGCGCCAUCGCGGCGGGGCUGGCCACCAUCGAUCUCAGAACCUCUCCGUGGCGGGAGCCCUCACCGCCACCUUCCAGAACCUNNAACCUGGACGACACGAUCCUCAUCGAGUCCGACUCCUACGCCCGAUCCGAAACUUACACGCAGCUCGAAACCGGAGCUGCAAUCACCGCGGCGCUCGACGCGCUGAAUCUCACGCAGUACAGGACGGAGGCCCAGGUGCUGGCGCUCAUCGCAGGAGAGCUGGUGCCCUACUGGGACCAGAGCGAGGUGUCGAGCUUCGUGGCCGGCGAGCUGUCGAACUACCAGACCAGCAGCCAAGUGAGCGCGGCCAUCUCCUCGGCGCUGUCGAGCUACGACAACAGCAGCCAGGUCGACAACAAGAUCAUCACGGCCCUGCUGGACUUCUACACCCGAGCGGAAACGGACCAGGCCAUCGCCAACGCCGUGUCCGCGGAAACUCAAACUUACGUGGCCAACGAGCUGCUGGCCUAUUAUCCGCGCACCGAGCUGGACUCGCAGCUCACGGCCACUUUCACGCAGUACUGGACCAGCGGGCGCACCCAAACGGAGAUCGACGAUGCUCUGGCCAGCUCCGGCUUCCUGGACCAAACGGCGGGGGACGCCCGCUACUUCGUGAGAGCUCCCGGCGCGGAGUCGGGGCAGAUCUGGAACUUGGUCCAAGAGCAGUUCACGCCCCGCAUCGUGAGGAACCUGCUCCUCGAGGCGCCGCUGACCGGCGACGCCAUCCUGGGCAACCAGUCCACCCUGCGCAUCCGGAGCGACUCCUGGGCGAAAGCGGAAGCGGACGGCCGCUUCCUGAGGACCAACGACCUGGGGCCCCUCGACGCGAGGUACUUCCCGGUGGCCCCCGGCGCGGAGGGCAGUGGGAUCUAUAACUUGAUCCAAACCCAGUUCACUCCGAAGAUAAUCAGAAACCUGUUGUGCCAAACUCCCCUCUCCGCCCAGCCGAUCCUGGGCAACGGCAGCACCCUCCAGAUCUCCUGCGACUGCUGGAGCAAAGGUCAGAGCGACACCCGCUACCCCCUCAUCGCCAAUUUCAACUCCCUGGGCCAGCGGGUCACGGACCUCGAGAACAGUCCGGGCGUGGACCCCGCGGCGGACCUCACGGUCAACUCGCUAACGGUCACGAGCUUCGUGGACACGCCCCAGCUGCAGAGCGCAGCGGGCGACCUGCAGAUCCAAAACGCCCUGGUGACCGUCCGCAGGGAGGACGGCGCCCUGCUGGCCUCCUUCGCCGACGGCGGCAUCAGCCUGGACCGGGACGUCACGGUGGCCGCGGCCAGCACUCUGAACGCGACGACGGCGGAUUUCGCCCAGCUCCUGGUGGGCAGCACGGCCGCCAGCGGCACCUUCAACUCGAGCAGCAGCGUCACCGCCAAUCUGGAGGGCGGCAGCAACGGGGUUCUGGUGGAUGACACCCUGCUGGUCAACGGGGCCAUCGCACCCGUCACGGGGCUCGGAGCCCCGGGCGGCUUCUGCGAGCUGGCCGUCAUCAACCAGGCCCCCACGGGCGUGGCGCGGCUCUACCUGACCACUCAGAACGACUCGAUCAGCGGCGGGAAGGGCGAGCUGGUGGCGCUGGCCGACGGCGGCGUGCAGCUCAACGCGUCGGACCAGUUCAUCGCCUUCAACACCACCUCCGGCCUGGCGAACCUCGCCAUCGAGCCCAACACCGGCGGCAGCAACAACGGGGAGCUGAUCUUCGGCUACGGCUUCGUCAAUUUGAGCGACCGGGCGCUCAAGGAGAACGUGCGGGCCAUCCCGGAGGAGGAGCUGCAGGAGACCUUCGACGCGGUGGAGCCGCAGAUCUACGACCGCAUCGGGGGCGGCAAGGAGCAGAUCGGCUUCGUGGCCCAGGACGUGCAGGCCAGCGGGAAGCUGGGCGCGACGAUGUGCAAGACGAAGAAUUUGGACGGGAGAGAGCUCAUGGCCCUCGACUACCAGAAGCUCUCGGUGGUGCUGUGGGGCGUGGUCAAGAAGCUGCAAAAGCGGGUCGAAAAGCUCGAGAAGAAGCGCAAGGAGGAGGCGAUAGGGCUGUUCCAGCAGCUUGCUAGAGACUUUAACGUGAGGGACCCCAGGACGCUCUAUCAGAUCGCUCGACGGGAGUUCCCGGGGCGGGCGGACCUCACCAGUGCGCGAGCACAGGCGGCGUUGCGCAGCGACGUGGCCAGGCAGAUCCUGGCGCCCAAGCCCAGGAGCCUGGGCAAGAGUGCGGCGGAGGGGCCGAACGACCGCCUGCAGGCAGACCUCAUCGAUUUCAGCCAGAACACCCGACAAGUGGCCACGAAGGCCCUGCCCGACAAGUCGGCCCAAACGGUGACGAGGGCGGCUGCGGAGAUCAUCCCGAAAUUGGUUCAGGACGAGUCGAAUUACGUCGUCACGACCGACAUGGGCAACGAGUUCCGGGGCCUCGAGGCCGCACUGCCCGCGGGCGUGGUGCACCGGCAGAAGGAUCCGACGGACCGCAAUGCAACGGCGGUGGUGGACCGAGCGAUGCAAACAUUGAAGAAGGACCUGGCGGGUGAGGUGGCGCGGCACGGCGGCGGGUGGGGCGACCACGUGGACGAAGCUACGGAGGCCUACAACGCUCGCCCGCAUGCGGCGGUCACCGUGGCACCGGAGGAUGUGGAGACGAAGCCUGCCGCGAGCUUCCGGGUCUAUCAAGACAACGCGGCCAAGUUCAAGCACAACGAUGAGCUGACGAGGAGCCGUCAGCGGCGAUUCCUGGACCAAGACGGACUACCACCUCAAAGAAGCCUACCUGCUGACCCAGGCAGUGUAGGUCCCGACCUCCGAGUCCUCCCAGGGGGG